Molecule: messenger RNA, 3870 nt
Organism: Thunnus maccoyii (southern bluefin tuna)
Lineage: Eukaryota; Metazoa; Chordata; Actinopteri; Scombriformes; Scombridae
Product: histone deacetylase 4-like
Exons: 27
Coding region: 461-3769 (1102 amino acids)
Biological process (GO): chromatin organization; negative regulation of transcription by RNA polymerase II
Cellular component (GO): histone deacetylase complex
Molecular function (GO): histone deacetylase activity
Source: RefSeq, a predicted model, not a curated record
GAGAUGAAUUUUUUCGUCCCCCCCCUCCCCUCUCUCCUCUCUUCCUUUGCGCUGAGAAAAAAACCCCGGAGUCUAACAUGGGAGAGGAAUAAAAACCCCAGCGGGACACAUGUUGGGACGUGCGGCUGCCUCCUGGCGCGUUUAGGUUGCUAGACAGCGAUUGUUAGAGAAGCCCGACACAAAAGGCUCAUGGGGAUUGGCUGCUGCUGCUGCCGGACGUCUGAGGGAUUCUUGAGGGACCGUCCUGAGCUGCGUGUUGGAUCAGCCUGAACACACACACACACACACACACAUAUUCAAACACACAUCCACAGUUUUGGCAGGAUAACGAUCUACUGAUUGCCACUCUGUAAAUCACAUCUGCACACACACACACACACACACACACACAUACGCAUCGAGCCAGCUGGGUGCUCGCCUGCCGUACUGCGUUGGCACCCACCUGACCGACCUGUCAGCAAUGACAUCACACAGCCACCAAGAGGGGAUCCUGGGAAAGGAGCAGCCGCUGGAGGUUCUGAAGACAUCGGCGCUCAACCACAUCCCAACAGUGGACAUCAACUCGGCGCUGCCCCUGCGUCUCCCUCCAGCCGCCAUCCCCAUGGACCUGCGCGUGGACCAUCACCAGCACCAACAGCAGCAGCAGCAGCAGCAGCAGCAGCAGCAGCAGCAGCAGGUGUCCUCGCUCUCCCCGCCAGGUCAGCAAUCCACGGGCUCCCUGGGAGGAAGCGGGCAGGUUUCGCCGUGCUCCUCCGUGAGGGAACAGCAGCUACAACAGGAGCUGCUGACCCUGAAGCAGAAGCAGCAGAUCCAACGGCAGAUCCUCAUCGCCGAGUUCCAGCGGCAGCACGAGCAGCUGUCCCGUCAGCACGAGGCCCAGCUCCAGGAACACAUCAAGCAGCAACAAGAGCUGCUGGCGUUGAAGCACCAGCAGGAGCUGCUGGAGCACCAGAGGAAAAUGGAGAAUCACCGUCUGGAGCAGGAGCUGGAGAAACAGCAACGGGAGCAAAAACUGCAGCUGCUGAAGAACAAGGAACGAGGCCAAGAGAGUGCUGUGGCCAGUACUGAGGUGAAGAUGCGUCUCCAGGAGUUUGUCCUAAACAAGAAAAAGGCCCUGGCGCAGCGGAGCCUCAACCAAGGAGGCCUCCCCAACGACGCUCCCUACUGGUACCGAAAAACCCAGCACAGCUCUCUGGACCAGAGCUCGCCUCCACAGACUGGUGUGUCCACCUACAACCACCCUGUGUUAGGUGUCUACAACCCCCGGGAUGACUUCCCACUCCGAAAGACCGCCUCCGAGCCCAACCUGAAGCUGCGCUCCAGGCUGAAGCAGAAGGUAAGCGAGCGGAGGAGCAGUCCGCUGCUGCGUCGUCGAGACAGCCCCAUCACCUCCGCCAAGAAACGCUCGCUCGACAUGGCAGACUCUGCGUGUAGCAGCGCCCCUGGCUCAGGCCCAAGCUCCCCAAAUAACAGCUCCAACAACAUCCCCAAUGAGAACGGCAUCACUGUGUCAGUCUCCAACAACACGGAGGCGUCUCUGGCCCAGAGGCUGUGCAGCGGCGCUGAGAGGGGCUCCGUUAACCAGCUGUCCCUCUACACUUCUCCAUCCUUACCCAACAUCACCCUGGGGCUGCCCGCCACAGCCACGGCCACUGCUGCUUCCAAUGUGACCUCAGCCCAGCAGGACGGAGGUCUGCAGCCGGCCCUCUCCCUCAGCCCUCCCUUCCUCUCCGGUGGCCACUUGACCCCCUACCUGGCCGAGGCGGGAGCGGGAACAGGAGGGCACGGCGGGCACAGUCCACUCCUGCAACACAUGGUGCUCAUGGAGCAGAGUCCAGCACAGAGCCCCCUGGUGACAGGCGUAAGCGGCUUGUCCAUGUCGUCGGCAGCCUCCAUGGCCAAGCUGCAGCGGCAGCACCGGCCCCUGGGACGGACCCAGUCGGCCCCGCUGCCACAGGGGAGCGCCGCCCAGGCCCACGCCCAGGCCCUCGCCCUGCAGCAGCUGGUUGUCCAGCAGCAGCACCAGCAGUUCCUGGAGAAGCACAAGCAGCAGUUCCAGCAGCAGCAGCUCCACCUCAACAAGAUGAUGGCCAAGCCCAGCGAGUCACCUGUGGGCCGUCAGCACCAGAGCCACCCGGAAGAGACGGAGGAGGAGCUGCGGGAGCACCAGGACGGCGGCGCCCUGCUGCCGGGGGUCACCAUCAAGCAGGAGCCCCCCGACCCGCAGGAGCUCCAGGAGGAGGCGCUGCAGCAGCACAGGGAGAGGCAGGCGGAGCAGGAGCUCCUCUUCAGACAGCAGGCGUUGUUGUUAGAGCAGCAGAGGAUCCACCAGCUGAGAAACUACCAGGCCUCCAUGGAAGCUGCGGGCUUGUCAAUCUCCUUCCCGGGACACCGCCCCCUGUCCAGGGCACAGUCGUCUCCCGCUUCGGCCUCCUCCUUUCCAAUCAGCGUCCCGGCCCCUGAUCCGCCUGUCAAGCCUCGCUUCACCACAGGCCUGGUGUACGACUCCUUAAUGCAGAAGCACCAGUGCAUGUGCGGCAACACCAACAGUCACCCGGAGCACGCCGGCCGGAUUCAGAGCAUUUGGUCCCGGCUGCAGGAGACCGGACUCAGAGCGCAGUGCGAGUGCAUCCGUGGGAGGAAGGCCACUCUGGAAGAGCUGCAGACGGUUCACUCUGAAGCCCACGUCCUGCUGUAUGGAACCAACCCUCUCCGACAGAAACUUGAUUGUUCAAUCACUCCCAUGUUCGUACGGCUACCGUGUGGAGGAGUGGGAGUGGACAGCGACACCAUUUGGAACGAGGUCCACUCUUCCAGCGCCGCUCGGCUCGCCGUCGGAUCCGUAGUGGAGCUGGUUUUCAAAGUGGCCACCGGGGAGCUGAAGAAUGGUUUCGCUGUCGUCCGCCCCCCCGGACACCACGCAGAGGAAAGCACUCCCAUGGGCUUCUGUUACUUCAACUCCGUGGCCAUCGCCGCCAAACUGCUGCAGCAGAGACUCAACGUCAACAAAAUCCUCAUCGUGGACUGGGACGUUCACCAUGGCAACGGCACCCAGCAGGCGUUCUACGAUGACCCCAAUGUCCUUUACCUGUCGAUUCAUCGCUACGACGACGGCAACUUCUUCCCUGGAAGCGGGGCACCUGACGAGGUGGGAAGUGGUCCUGGAGUUGGGUUCAACGUCAACGUUGCCUUCACCGGAGGUCUCGACCCACCCAUGGGAGAUGCAGAGUACCUGGCUGCCUUCAGGUCAGUGGUGAUGCCCAUAGCCAACGAGUUCGCUCCGGACAUUGUGCUGGUUUCCUCUGGCUUCGACGCCGUGGAGGGACACCCUCCACCACUGGGAGGCUACAACCUGACAUCCAAAUGUUUUGGCUAUCUGACCAGGCAGCUGAUGACGCUCGCUGGAGGCCGGGUGGUCCUGGCUCUGGAGGGAGGUCACGACCUCACCGCCAUCUGUGACGCCUCUGAGGCCUGCGUGGCUGCCCUGCUAGGCCAGGAGCUGGACCCGCUGCCAAAGGCCGUCCUCGAGCAGAGGCCCAACCCCAACGCUGUCCGCUCCUUGGAGAAAGUUUUAGAGACUCACAGUAAGUACUGGCGCUCAGUGCAUCGCUACUCGCCGCGGCUGGGUCUCUCCCUGCUGGAGGCCAAACGAGGAGACUCCGAGGAGGCCGAGGCCGUCAGCGCCAUGGCCUCUCUGUCCGUGGCCAACACCAACACCAUGGAUCACAGGCCGGAGGAGGAACCGAUGGAAGAGGAGGAACCACUGUAACGGAGGGAAACAUGAGGGUGUCACACUGUUAACCUUUGACCUCUCCGGAGAAGAGUCUCGACUGAUCCCUUCAUUUAGUCCCCCCUAACCCCACUCACCAC